Clonostachys rhizophaga is the source of this 1755-nucleotide messenger RNA. The record is from the annotation of a GenBank genome assembly. Lineage: Eukaryota; Fungi; Ascomycota; Sordariomycetes; Hypocreales; Bionectriaceae.
AUGUCCUUCUCAAAUGAAGAAUGGGAGGAGGUCUCCCAAGGCAUUCCCUCAAAAGAGGAUCCCUUCCUCCAAAAGUAUCUCGCCGGGAGGAGUAGCUUGAUGGAACAGGAGAAGACCUCACGCUCUGAUGCCUCGUUCCGCGCUUCCCUUUCACCAAUUGCCAAACGGGCAUGUACUAUUGUCGACCGCAUCAAGGAGAUGGAGAAGCAGACGGUAUGGACAGCCAGUGUGGAGGAAGAGAUGGCUCAAACCCAGCACGAGCGCAUCUUCCCUGGCAUGAUGUUCAUGUUUGCCAAAGAUCGCAUGGAGAGCACUGCGCUUUGGAAGAUUAUCCGCCGGAUGCCCAAGGGCUCUCUGCUUCACGCACAUAUGGACGCCAUGGUCGACUUUGACUUCCUUCUGGAUUUCAUGUUGCAAACCCCCGGCAUGCACAUGUCCAGUGACCGUGGCAUCACCAGCCAGGGCGCCAAGGACGACGCAGGCCUUUUGUUUCGCUAUAGAGCAAAGGAGAACAGCGAAGGUUCCCCAUGGACCGAAGAUUACAAGCCAGGCACCUUUAUUCUUCUCACGCAUGCGGCUGAUGCAUUCCCCGAGGGAGGCCGGGCGGGUUUCCUCAAAUGGUUGAAAAGCCGUUGCACCUUGGGUUUGGUGGAUAGCCACGAGCAUCACCAUGGACUCGAUGCCAUUUGGGAUAAGUUUGGGAAGUGCUUCGUCGUAGUGGACUCCAUCAUCCAUUACGAGCCUAUUUACCGUGCCUUCCUUCGACGUCUUAUGAGUGUUCUGAAGAACGAUGGAGUAAACUGGGCUGAACUACGGUUCACUUGGUCGCUAAACUACUGUCGCGACCGCCAAGAGGAACCAGAGAAGGACUAUACUCAUAUGUUCCAGGUUAUCGAAGAAGAGGUUGCCCGAUUCAAGGCUUCUCCAGAAGGUGAAGGCUUCUGGGGACUCACCACCAUCUGGACUAGCCUACGAAGCAACCCAACCCGGCCUUUGGUAGAAAGCAUGGACCAUUGUAUCACCACAAAAAUUCAAUUUCCUCAUCUCAUCGCUGGAUACGACGUGGUAGGCUUCGAAGACUUCGGUCGGCCACUUGUUGAUCUGCUGCCUGAGCUAUUCUGGUUCCGCAAGCAAUGCGCUGAGGAAGGGGUCAACCUACCGUUUUUCUUCCAUGCCGGAGAAACACUUGGUGAUGGAACCGCAACUGACUCAAACUUGUACGAUGCCAUUCUUCUUGGUACCCGGAGGAUUGGACAUGCCUACAGUCUCUACAAGCACCCACUGCUUAUCGACAUGGUCAAGGAGAAGCGUAUUUUGAUCGAGUCGUGCCCGAUUUCCAAUGAGGUUCUUCGUCUAUGCGCCUCCAUCACAUCGCACCCACUUCCCGCACUGCUAGCCCGCGGGGUUCCCUGCAGCUUAUGCAAUGAUGACCCGGCCAUGUUAGGUCAGGACACGUCCGGUAUGUCCCACGACUUUUGGCAAGCUCUUCAGGGAUGGGACAACUUGGGACUCGCGGGCCUGGGCAGCUUGGCGGAGAACAGCGUUCGAUGGUCCGCGUUUGAGGACGAGGGCCAAGCUGAAUGGAUCAAGGGGGUUAAGGAGGCGAGCUUGGGUGACGGGAUCAAGGCGAAGAGGAUCAAGGAGUGGCAGGUGGAGUGGGAGAAGUUCUGCCUCUGGAUUGUAACCGAGUAUGGGGAGGAGUUUGAUCCAGACGUGGCCGUUUCUAAACCAGUCGAUGAAGAGUCAGCAAUAUAA